This is a messenger RNA of Tarenaya hassleriana, 3314 nucleotides long. RefSeq names its product CBL-interacting serine/threonine-protein kinase 23-like. Bases 871 to 3012 code for a protein of 713 amino acids. NCBI's taxonomy places the organism in Eukaryota, Viridiplantae, Streptophyta, Magnoliopsida, Brassicales, Cleomaceae. Gene Ontology annotation, biological process: protein phosphorylation. Gene Ontology annotation, molecular function: protein kinase activity; ATP binding. The record is from RefSeq and is a predicted model, not a curated record. The transcript has 3 exons.
AGUUAAAAAAAAAAAUUGGAAGAAAAACAAAACAAACUUUACAUUACAAAAAAAAAACAAAAUAAACUUUCUUUUUUUUUCCGAAGGGGAAAUCCAAGGAACCUUAUAAACGGCGCCGUUUAAGUCAAAGUCAUUUGUUAAAGACCUGGACGUUUCUCGCGAGACGAGACGAGAAGAUUAAUUAGUUAUAAACAAAUCUUAAUUAAUUAUUCGAUAAAUUAAACUAAUUUAAUUAAUUAUGACGAAACUCGCGGGAAAACUUUGUAUAGGACUCCCUGAGAAAGCGGACGUGGUUUCGACAGCUAAACCCAAACCCAAAAAAGAACCUGACGAAAAAGUUUCAAAAUAUUCCUGGAAAUUCUGGUAUUCUCUGCAACCGUUACAGGUAGGAAGAGGGGAAGCGAAUAUCCUCUGUAGAAAAUUUCUGGGAAAACUUUCUAGGGCUUUGAACAGCCCAAAAGAACAGGGAAAUAGAUUUCUGGGUUCCUGUUUUUUUUGGGUUGCUUUCUGUCUCUUUUGCAAGUACGGUGAUUUGAAGUUCGAUUCAUCUUUCCAUCAAAAAGCAAAAAAGAAAAAAAAAUCCAUUCUUUCUGGUGAUGCAAAGGUUUUGGGCAGAUGGAUUUUCCCCCAUUACCCGAAUCUGGUUUUGAAACUCCGGGUUUGAGAUAAUUUUGACGAUGGUGAGAUUGGAGAUUGUUCACGUUUGGAUUGAUUCGGUUGAUGUUUAGAUAUGGGUUCGAAUGCGCGGAGGAAAUUCCUCGAUCCUUGAAGAACAAGAAUCCCUCUUUUCAGAUUCAUUUUUUCAGCUGUCAUAAUCUUGACCCUACCAGAUUCUUUUGGCUCUGAGAGAUCUUGGGAAUAUUACUAUAAAUGGAGCAGUUCAGACAGAUCGGGGAGGUACUAGGAAGUCUGAAUUCGCUUAUGGUAUUACAAGACGAGAUCUUGAUCAACCAAAGACAGUGCUGUCUGCUGUUAGAGAUCUUCAGUUACGCUUUCAACACAGUUGCAGAAGAGAUCAGACAGAACCUGAAGCUGGAAGAGAAUCACACCAAAUGGAGAGCCCUUGAACAACCAUUGAAGGAGCUCCAUAGGGUUUUCAGAGAAGGAGAGUUAUACGUUCGGUACUGUAUGGACAGGAAAGCUUGUUGGUGGGCCAAAGUCAUGAACCUUCACCAGAACAAAGACUGUGUCGAGUUACACAUACACAACUUGCUCUGUUAUUUCCCGGCAGUGAUAGAAGCCAUCGAGACAUCCGGGGAGAUCUCUGGUCUCGACCCUUCCGAGAUGCAGAGGAGGAGAGUUGUGUUGUCGAGAAAAUAUGACAAAGAGUGGAAUGACCCUAAGCUUUUCCAAUGGAGAUUCGGUAAGCAGUAUCUUGUGCCGAAGGAGAUUUGCAGCCGGUUUGAGCAUUCGUGGAGAGAAGAUCGGUGGAAUCUUGUGGAGGCAUUGCAAGAGAAGAGAAAGUCGGAUAGUGACGAUCUAAGCAGGAACGAGAAGCGUCUAGCUGAUUUGCUUGUGAAGAAAAUAACCGGGUUCGAGCCAUUUAACGGAAAGGUCUUCCCUAGUUGGGUACUGGUUGGAUCUAAGGAUUACCAAGUGAGGCGGCGGUUAGGAGCGGGUGGGCAGUACAAGGAGAUUCAAUGGCUGGGUGAUAGUUUUGCAGUGAGGCAUUUUUUCGGGGAUCUCGAGCCAUUAAGUUUGGAAAUUUCCUCUCUGUUAUCCCUUUCCCACCCGAAUAUACUCCAGUACCUCAGCGGGUUCUACGAUGAAGAGAGGAAAGAAUGUUUUCUGGUUAUGGAGUUAAUGCACAAGGAUUUGCUAAGUUACAUGAAGGAACAUAGCGGGCCUCGAAGGAGAUAUCUGUUCUCCAUUCCCGUCGUGAUUGAUAUCAUGCUGCAAGUCGCUAGGGGUAUGGAGUAUCUCCAUUCGAAAGAUAUCCUUCAUGGUGAUCUGAACCCGACUAAUAUUCUUUUGAGAGAGAGGAGUCACUCUGAGGGUUAUUUUCAUGCCAAGAUUUCCGGGUUUGGUCUAUCUUCCGUCAAAAUGCAGUCUACUCGGUGUUCGACGAGACCAAACACACCAGAUCCCGUGAUUUGGUAUGCACCCGAGGUUCUAACCGAACUUGAACAAGACCCUUAUGGUAUCCCGAGGUCAAAGUUCACGCAUAAAGCUGAUGUGUAUAGCUUUGCGAUGGUAUGUUUCGAGCUCAUAACGGGUAAAGUUCCAUUCGAGGAUGGCCACCUUCAAGGUGAGAGAAUGGCGAAGAACAUCCGGAUGGGAGAGAGGCCUCUUUUUCCAUUCCCUUCACCGAAAUACCUCGUGGAUCUAAUCAAAAGAUGUUGGAGCUCAGAACCAAGUCAGCGUCCAACGUUCUCUUCCGUCUGCCGAAUCCUACGUUACAUCAAGAAGUUUCUAGUCGUAAACCCGGAUCAUGGUCAUCCACAAAUGCAAAGCCCACUUGUCGAUUGCUGGGACUUGGAAGUAAGAUUCUUAAGGAUGUUUCCGGUAGAAGGGCAUGCGAAUCCCGUGACCCAGAUCCCGUUCCAGAUCUUCGCGUACAGGGUUGCCGAGAAAGAGAAGACGUUUCCAAGUUCGAAAGAAGGCAAUUCAGAAGCGAGUGAAACUUCUGAAAGCGUUUCAAUGGUGGAAGAUCCACCAGUGCCAUUGAGAGACACAAAGUCAUUGUGUUUAGAUACAAUAUCUGAAUACUCCGAUACAAGAUCCGUUUACUCGGAGGCUCCCGCCAAGAAGAUCCCGGCCUUGAGGAAAAGCAGUGACAUUGGUAAAUUCAGAAGAAGCCCGAGCACAGGAGCAUCAAAGUUGAGAUCCAGUGGAAUUUCGCCCAUAAAAGGAAGAACAUCACCAAAAGCAUUAACGUUGAGUCCAUUCGGAAGAAGCAGCAGCUGCAGGGGAAGGAAAGAUAAUAGGUUGGCAUUGAGCCCAAUGAGCCCUUUGAGCCAUGGAAGACGGAGACAACCUUAUGGCCAUGCUUCUGACCUCGACCUGACAUAACCUUCCAUUUGAAACAGAAACUUAGUCUCAGACUUCAAAAAAAAAAAAAAAAAAAGAACACAACCACAACAAAAGGAGAAGAGGGUUUUUAUUUGGCGAGAUCUUUGCAUACACUUCUGUCUGUAAAUUGUGUCUGUUUAGAAACUUUUCUUGGACUUCGGCUCUAAGUUUUGUCCAUUUUGUAGGUUCUGCAAAUUGCUUUUUUUUUGUUCUUUUUGGGUUGGGCUUAAUCAAGAACACAUUCAUUAUCCCUUUUUGUUUCUUGUAUUAUUGUUGUAUGCUGUAAUAAUCGUUUUCGUCUA